Paraphaeosphaeria sporulosa is the source of this 1541-nucleotide messenger RNA. Its product is annotated as 37S ribosomal protein-like protein S5. Bases 85 to 1368 code for a protein of 427 amino acids. The transcript is spliced from 2 exons. Gene Ontology annotation, biological process: translation. Gene Ontology annotation, molecular function: structural constituent of ribosome; RNA binding. The record is from RefSeq and is a predicted model, not a curated record. Gene Ontology annotation, cellular component: ribosome. NCBI's taxonomy places the organism in Eukaryota, Fungi, Ascomycota, Dothideomycetes, Pleosporales, Didymosphaeriaceae.
GCGACAAGCAUCCACGCAGCACGCGCAUCGUCCCCCUUCUUUUCGGCGUGCAAUUGGCCUUUUCCCGGCGGCCCACGAGACGCAAUGAGCGUCUGCCGCCCCGUAAGAUGUCUCUUCGCAUCUGCCGCGCUCCCUAAGCCCUCGGCCGCACCACAACGCUCCUUCCACGCAUCCGCCCCUCGUGCAGCCCGCAAGCGGAGACCGCACUACCCGUCCAUCAAAGCAGAGGACCUGAAGCUGCUGAACCAGGCGGCCGAAACCCACUAUCCCAAGUACGACACCUCGGAGACGGCCCUGCUAGAGAAGCGGUACACGCCCGCGCAAAUCGCCGCCAUCAAGGCCGCCGAGACCGCAAUCGACAGCCGCGACCUCCUCACCCAGUCCAGCCACCGAACAGACCCGUGGCUUCUGCCGUACGAAGAUGACCUGGCCGAGGUCGACCCCGUGACGGAUCACGCCGAGAAGCUGGACCCGUCCGACAUCCCUGGAUCACACGACUUCCAGGAUGUCAACGAGGAGGAGCGCGACGAAGCCAUCACCUUCAUUGCCAACGAAAAUCUUGCCAAGAUGUUCCCUGACGGCCUUCCGGAGGGCGAGCUAAGCGAGGAGACGCAGCGGCAGUUGCAGGAGGCCAUGGGAACAGCUGUCACGCAGGCAUUGUUGGAUCCUCGCGCGAGUUUCCGCGUCAAGAACAGGCACGCGGCUGCUGCGCUCGCUGACCCGCGGCACUCGAUCGUCAUGCCCGACCUACCGAGAAUCGAGAACCGCAUGGUGCGCCAGACCCGCCGUCUGUCUUCAGAGGAGGCCGAGGAUCCGCGCCAGAAACGUCUACUACAGUACCUUAAUUGGGACAAACAAAAGCUGCGAAGUAUCAAGGUGAAGACGCUGGUCGUGCACGGCGUGACCAACCAGACGCGUAUGGGCAAGAUCCGAUCUAUGUACUACCUGACCAUUGCGGGUAAUCAAGCCGGUCUGCUCGGUGUGGGAGAGGGCAAGUCCGUGGAGCCGGAUGAAGGAAGGAAGCAGAGUGUGAUGGCCGCCAUCAGGAACAUGAGGCCUAUCCCGCGAUACGAGAAUAGGACCACUUUCGGAGACUUGGAGUGCAAGGUGGGAGCCACGAAGGUGCAGCUGUUUUCUCGACCGCCUGGCUUCGGUCUCCGCGUCCAGCACCUCAUCUUCGAAAUCGCUCGUGCCGCCGGCCUCCAGGAUCUUGCCGCCCGAACGCCCCGCUCACGGAACAAGAUGAACGUCAUCAAGGCCACAUGGGAAGCCCUCUGCAACCAGAAGCUGCCAGACGAGAUUGCGCGAGCAAGAGGAAAGAAGUUGGUCGACGUGCGGAAGGUGUACUACGGAGGAAGUGUACAUUGAGAAACCGGACCGCGACAUAUUGCAAGCCUGUUGUAUGAUAGUUUGAAGCGAAGAGCGGGUAGACGUGGGAGAUGUACAGUGUAAAGAUGCAUUCGCAUUGGGCGGGCGCACAGAUCUAGCUUUUGUAGCAACGCUUGUAAAUCUACGCAUACCAAAACUCGUAACAUGGAUAG